AUUAUUGGGAACACGAUUGCCAACGAAAUGGAUCUGUGUUUUUUUAAGAAAACUUUCGAAUGAACCGAAUUUCAUUUAAUAAAUUAUGCGACAUCCUUCGUCCUCUACAAAAAAUGAAUACGAACUACCGAAAAGCUAUUACGCUCGAGAAAAGAAUGCCUAUAGCAAUACUUGCUUUAGGCUCAUCUGCGGAGUAUCGGAGUACCGCUAAUAUGUUCGCAAGCCGUAGCGAUAUUUUAUCGGAAUUCUGCACCGAAAUCUGGAGACUACUACAACCAUCCUGUUCCAAAAUGUUUCCACUAAAUAGGGAAAGCAUAACAGAAUUGGUGACUGGUUUCGAGGUAUUGGGAUUCCCACAAUGCUUAGGAGCAAUUGAAGGAUGCCACAUUGAGGUUCACCCAUCAUUUGAACAAACUGUGGAUUAUUUUAAUGACAAAGGAUGGUAUUCCACCGUUUAAUGGCAUUAGUUGAUGCAAUGUAAAAUAUGGAAACGAAUUAUACAUAUAAGUACAUACUUAAUGUAUGCAAUGUGUUUUCAGAUACCGUUUUAUUUACAUAAACGUUUGACGCCUGGGACAGGCGAUGUAAUGACUCUCAAAUUCAUGAGACGUCGUCACUUAAGUGAGAAAUGAAGAAUUGUCCUUUAUAAGUGAAAUGUCUCGAGAAAUUUCAGUUUUAAAUGCACCUGUAUUUAUUAUUGGGCAUUCUUCUUUAUCAAACAACAGAUGGAACCGUAUCCUUUUAGCGUAAAUCAAAUUAAUCGUGAGUUGUCGAAAAUGCUUUUGGACAAAUCAAGGCUCGCUUCAUUUUUUGACUAGUUGUGUUGAAAUCCUGAUUUGCUUUUUCAAGCUUUUUUUUCUAUUUACAGAUUCACUCGGCUCAGGUGAUGACUAGGGAUGCAAACGAUGUAUCAAAGUUUUUGAAACAUCGAUGUUUUCGUCAAAAAGCAUCGAUAUUAGCCAUCGAUUUCUUGAAUCUAAAAAUAUCGAUGCAUCGAUGUCACUUUCAACAAUGUUUUAUGUCGAUGUUUUAUAUAAAAAUUUGACUUCACACUUUUUCGGGUAUUAACUCGAAACUCUCUAUUUGGAUACGCUUUAUUACAUUAGAAUUCGAUUUUUGUAAAAUACGUAGAAUUCGUUAAAGGAAUGUGCGCUUGGACAAUACUGCGGUUACUUUUAUGAUUUAUUUAUACAAUUUAAUUCUGGCGUAGGCUACUGCGUUAGAUCAGAGAUUCAAAUUACUGCAUUUUAAAGAUGCUAUGGCUAAAAGAAAUAUUUUUUUUUGUUUCAUAAAAAAUUCAAAGAAUCGCGCUGAUACAACAGAAUUUUCGGAUGAGUGUGAAACAUAAUACUCGUUUGAUAUUUGGAACCAGAAUAAACAUUUGGUCCACCAAAAGGUGAAAUGUAAGCUGUCAAAUUUAUCUACAAUUACAGGGACGGAAGGUUGAAGAGAAAGUGUAUCUCGGCUGUUACCCUUACCAAUCAGAAGCCAAUAUAGUUUCGGUUGACAUGAAUACUGUGUUUCCGGAGUUCUAUAAAUAGGCUUAUUAAUAUUUACACAUUGUGGCCACUUCAGUGCCGAGUAAACGACCGUUUUCUAAACCCUAAAUUCUAAAUAAAGGCGACUGCGAGUGGGAACCGCCAGAACUGCUACUAUCUCCUAUAAAUACUAUAUUUUUUAUCAAAUUUGAUUACUUACCUAAAUAUUUGCAGACAAAAGAAGAAAGAGACCGAAAGGCAAUGGUAAUGCAUGUUUUGGAACGAAAACCCAUUUUUUCUAUGAAAACAUGUUUUCAAUGUCGGACCGAAAGUAGUGUUGUCUUAAUAAAACUAAAUAAAUAAAUUGGGAGAAAAUAAAAUGUUCAGUUUCUCCCGAACUUGACUUAAGGCGUUAGAUGGGUUUCUAAAUAUAUUUUUUUAAUUAUUAAAUAGUGCAAUAUGUUGAAAUAUUCUCCAAGAAGUUCAAAUCCGAGUAAAAUUCUAAGAGGUAGACUUUUUGGAACUUCUGCCCAUCAGGCCACAUUGUAUUAAAACUUAGGGUGAACCCACACCGGAUUAGUCAAAGAUGUCUUUGGCUAAAAAGACACAAAAUCGUUUUCGAGUUUUUCAUUUUAGUUAUAUACUAUUUUUGCAAUAAAAUUAAAAUUCUGAAUCUAUUCGAAUAUAUAAAGAUUCAUUAUUCAAACAAAUGCAACUCUCAAUUUUCUUCUUCUUCUUGACUGGCGUAGACACCGCUUACGCAGUUAUAGCCGAGUCCAAAACAGCGCGCCACGUAUCCCUCCUUCUGGCAGUUUGGCGCCAAUUGGUUAUACCAAGCGAAGCCAGGUCCCUCUCCACCUGGUCCUUCCAUCGGAGUGGAGGUCUCCCUCUUCCUCGGCUUCCACCAGCGGGUACUGCGUCGAAUACUUUCAUAACACAUACAGUUCAUCGUUCCAUCGUCUACGGUAUUCGCCGUUGCCAAUGUUUAAGGGACCAUAAAUCUUCCGCAAAACCAUUCCCUCGAAAACUCCUAGUGCCGUCUCAUCGGAUGUUGACAUCGUCCACGCUUCUGCACCGUAAAGUAGGACUGGAAUGAUGAGAGACUUGUAGAGUUUGGUUUUUGUUCGUCGAGAGAGGACUUUACUUUUCAAUUGCCUACAUAGUCCAUAGUAGCACCUGUUGGCAAGAGUGAUUCUGCGUUGGAUUUCCAGGCUGACAUUGUUAUUGCUGUUAAUGCUGGUUCCCAGGUAGACGAAAUUAUCUACAACUUCAAAGUUAUGACUGUCAACAGUGACGUGGGAGCCAAGACGCCAAUGCGUUCACUGUUUGUUUGAUGACAGGAGAUAUUUCGUCUUGUCCUCGUUCACCACCAGACCCAUACGCUUCGCUUCCUUAUCCAGUCUGGAAAAAGCAGAACUAACGGCGCAGGUGUUGUUUCCAAUGAUAUUGAUAUCAUCGGCGUACGCCAGUAGCUGUACACUCUUAUAGAAGAUUGUACCUUCUCUAUUUAGCUCUGCAGCUCGUAUUAUUUUCUCUAGCAUCAGGUUAAAGAAAUCACACCAGAGUGAGUCACCUUGUCUGAAACCUCGUCUGGUAUCGAACGGCUCGGAGAGGUUCUUCCCGAUCCUGACGGGGAUUUUUGUGUUGCUCAACGUCAGCUUACACAGCCGUAUUAGUUUUGCGGGGAUACCAAAUUCAGGCAUCGCGGCAUAAAGGCAGCUCCUUUUCGUGCUGUCGAAAGCAGCUUUAAAGUCGACAAAGAGAUGGUGUGUAUCGAUCUUUUUUCACGGGUCUUCUCCAAGAUUUGGCGCGUGGUGAAAAUCUGGUCAGUUGUUGAUUUUCCAGGUCUAAAGUCACACUGAUAACGUCCAAUCAGUUUGCUGACGGUGGCCUUUAUUGAAUAGCUCGGCCUUAUUGUUCUUCAAGCGGGUAAUUGCUAUUCGAAUUUCUUCCCUCCACAAACACCGUAUACUCUGGUCAUCAAUAACUAGAUCACCUCUGGGGAUCCUACAGGAGUGUGCUCCGGUCUUGAAACCUUCAAAAUUUUCGAGCAUUACCCCUGUCGGCCAGCUUGUCAAGCUCUUCAUACUCACGCAUUUCGGCCUCUUUCUUUUUUUGUCUGUAAAUGCGUCUCGCUUCCCUCUUCAGCUCUCGGUAUCUUUCCCAUCCCGCUCGUGUUGCGGUCGAUCGCAACAUUGCGAGGUAGGCAGUUGCUUUCUCUCCACUGCGAGACGACAAUCCUCAUCAUACCAGCUGUUAUUUUGACUUUUCCGAAAGCCAAUGGUUUCGAUUGCAGCUGUACGUAAGGAGUUUGAUAUGCCGUCCCACAGUUCCCUUAUACCGAGAUGCUGAUGAGUGCUCUCAGAGAGCGGGAGUGCAAGUCGAUUAGAAAAUCGUUCGGCUGCCGGUUGUGAUUGCAACUUCUCGAUGUCGAACCUUCCUUAUGUUUGUUGACGUGUGCGCUUUUCUACACAGAGGCGGGUGCGUAUUCUAGCUGCUACAAGAUAGUGGUCCGAUGUUGGGACCACGAAGCGUACGCACAUCAAAAACACUGGAGACAUGUCGUCCAUCUAUCACAACAUGAGUGAUUCGAUCCGGGGACAGCCAAGUAGCUUGAUGGAUUUUCUUAUGCUGGAAUCUAGUACUACAGACGACCAUAUUUCGGGCCCCAGCGAAGUCGAUCAGCCUCAGACCGUUUGGUGAUGUUUCGUCAUGGAGGCUGAAUUUUCCGACUGUUGUGCCAAAGUCACCUUCUUUACCCACCCUAGCGUUUAAAUCGCCAAGCACGAUUUUGACAUCGUGGCGGGGGCAGCGCUCAUUGGUACGUUCUAGGCGCUCAUAGAAGGUAUCUUUGAUCACUUCGUCCUUCUCUUCCGUCGGGCGUGGGCGCAAAUCAGCGAUAUGUUGUAGAACCUCGCUUUGAUGCGGAUUGUGGCUAGACGUUCAUCCACCGGAGUGAAUGCCAGGACUCGACGACGAAGUCUCUCUCCCACCACGAAUCCCACACCGAAUUUGCGCUCCUUUAUAUGGCCGCUGUAGUAGAUGUCACAAGGACCCACCUUUUUCCGUCCUUGUCCCGUACAUCGCAUUUCUUGGAUUGCGGUGAUGUCAGCCUUUACUCUUACGAGGAUAUCAACCAGCUGGGCAGAUGCACCUUCCCAAUUAAGGGUCCGGACAUUCCAGGUGCAUGCCCUUAAUUCGUAGUCCUUUAAACGUUUGCAGUGGUCGUUAUCAAAAUUGGGGUCUCUCACCUGAGGCUGUUUUUUCUUUUUCAUUACGGGGUGUUUUUAUGUUUUGGGUCCCAGACCCUACGCACAACCGCAUAGGCGGGUUUCGCCUUCUCACUUUAGCUCGCCUCCAAACGGAUGUCUGUUGGCUACCCAGAGGAUACUUGGUCUAAGACCGGAAGUCGUGAGCUGCUUGAGCCACAUGUAAAAGAAUCGUUCCUGGCCACUCCCAAGUGAAUGACAGUCAGAAACUUUCCUCACUUACGUGAACUUCUACAUAUGACUCCAUCCUCCACUCUCAAUUUUACUUACUUAAAAAUACACUGCUGUUAUUGGAUGUUAAAGUAAAGAAUUGAUAGAAAAGGUAAAUAAGGAAAUGUCAUAAGAAAGCUCAGCGACAUGGCGUCCAAGCGAAGAAAAUUAAAUUUAAAGGAGGAAUUUUAGAUGAAUUAAAAGCGGGGGAAAAGAUUGCAACAAUCUCAAAGCGUACAAAUAUACAUGAAGCAACAAUUCGUACCAUAAGGAAGAAUGAAACAACGAUAAGAAAAGUAGUUGCAGCCGCCAGUACUGUGUGCUUUUUAAGUGGGUUUUAUGUUCGCGAUGUUGCAAUUUUGAAAGCAGAACGUGCACUUCUAUGUUGUAUUGAUGACCAUGCAGUAAAGAGGAUGCCUAUUGAUACAAGGUCUAUAAAAGCAAAGACGCAACAAUUUUAUGUGACAAUUAAAAACGAAGAACCUUCCACUUCAAUUAAUAGCGAGCGAUCCCAUUUUAAUGCCAGUCAUGGCUGGGUACGAAACUUCCUGAAAAGAAAUUCACUACACAAUGUUAAAGUUAUAGGAGAAGGAGCCUCAGCUGAUGAACAUGCGGGGAGAGCGUUUCCUAAAGAGUUCUUAGAAGCAAUUACGUUUGGAGGUUAUGAGGCUCACCAAGUACUCAAUGCGGAUGAGACCGCACUCUUUUGGAGGAUAAUGCCUAGUCGGACUUAUGUGGCAAAGCAAGAAAAGUCUGUGAAAGGUUUUAAAGUAGCAAAGGAGCGUAUCACGUUAUUGUUAUAUAGCAAUGCAUCAGGAGACAAAAUGUUGAAACCUCUUCUUGUUAACAAAAAUCUUAACCUUAGGGCCUUAAAAGGUCAGUUAGAAUAUUUCGUUUUAAACACUGAUAUGUAUUCUAAUUCGCUAAUUCGUUCCACAUGUAUUGAUAAAACCAAGCUUCCGGUCCAUUGGAUGGCAAAUAAACAGGCUUGGGUCACAGCUUCACUUUUCAAAACAAAACUUCUCCGUUCAAAACAACUUGAUUUCAAAGUUUUACUAGUUAUAGACAACUCUCCUGGUCAUCCAGACAUUUCUCAUAAAAACAUGAAGAUAAUAUUUCUACCUCCUAAUACGACGUCGUUAAUACAACCACUCGAUUAGGGCAUAAUUGCUGCUUUUAAACGUUAUUAUGUGAAGCAUUCUUUUCAACACAUAAUAAACGGAAUUGAAACAAAUAACGAAAUGAACGUAAUAUCAGCGUGGAAAACAUUCGAUUUAAAAAACUGCAUUAGUUGUUCUGUAAGAGAAAUUAAGCAAACCACUUUAAAUAGGUGCUGGAAAAACCUGAGGGCGGAUGUAGCGGUAAUGGAUACUGAGAAUGAGACAUUAUCUGAAUAUGCCGAUAUUUUCCAAGUUUCCCAUGCGAUCGGAGGAGAAGGAUUCCACGAUAUAACCAUUGAAGAUAUCAAUGAACUUUUCGAAAAUGUUGUUAUUUCCGACGAUGAGAUUUUGCAAAAUUUUGCAGAAAACGAUUGUAAUGACAACAAAGAGAAUGAUGAGGACAGCGAAGCACAUUCAAACGCUGCUGGUCUUAGUGCAUCUUUGAUCCAAAAUGGGUUAAACAUAGCGAUGGAGUUAGAAAAUCAUUUCCUCAACUUGGACCCAAACACGGAACGGUCUGCAAGAUUCCAGCGCCAAUUAAAUGAAACAGUAGAAUGCUACCGUGAGCUGUAUGAAGAAGUGAAAGAAAAGAAGACGCAGCGAAUAAUGACUGAUUUUUUUAAACCAUAAACGUAUUUUAUAUUAUAUUCCUUUUGUUAACAUUCCCUGUUUUGUUCGUUCCUUUUAAAAGUAAUACAUAUGUAUAUAAUACCAUGAAAAUCUAUAGUGUUUUAAUUGUGUAAGUAGUGUACAGUGAGAAAAUAGAUAGAUUCACAUAUAAAAUUAGAAAUUUUUUUCACGUUUACCUUUUUUGCACGAUUUUUUUUUUUGUAAAUUGGUCUUUAUAGAGAGUUUUAUAUUAAAAUCUGUCUUUUUUUGCACGGUUUGUUUUUGCACGGGUAAUUUACUGUCCCAGUUAACCGUGCAAAAAGGAGAUCAACUUUACUCUUUGGAAGUUCCGGCCAUCAGGCCACGUCAGUAUGAAUGUAAAACUUUAAACACGUUUAUCUCAAAACUCAAUUUUUUAAGACCGUGAACACGACAUAUCGAAAAGUUAUAAAGCGAUUUUAUUUUAUGACAUUCUUGCAUCAAUUAAAAAUAAUGAGAUACCAACAAAACUUAUACGGCUAUGCAAAAUAACGUUGAGCGCUACCACCAGCUCGGUCAGAAUAGAGAAGGAUCUCUCCGACCCGUUCGAUACCAAACGAGGUUUCAGACAAGGCGAUCGCCUAUCGAGAGAUUUCUUUAACCUAAUGCUUGAGGAGAGAAUUCGCUGCAGAUCUUAAUCGUACUAGCACAAUCUUUUUCAAGAGUCACCGUUGGCCUGUGCCGACGACAUCGACUUUGUCGGCUGCAACAACAGGGCCGUGUGUGCAGCAUUUUCAAGCCUGGAAAAAGAAGCGAAGCAAAUGGGUCUAGUAGUGAACGAGGGCAAAACGAAGUACCUCUUGUCAUCAUGCAAAGGGUCUCAGCGGUUAGGAGACCACGUCACUGUUGACAAUUACAACAAAUAUUCUAAACAUAUUGCACUAUUUAAUAAGACAAAAUAUUUUUUUUUUCAAAUUUUAAAUUUUUGAAACACGCCGGUGGCAGAAAGCCCCAUAUACAUAUAUAUUUAUAAAAAUAAUCAUCAUUUGAAUAAAUAAAUACAUAAAUUAAAAACAUAGUGUUAUAAUUAAUAUUUCCGCAGGAGUUAUACUUUCUUGGUAGUUUUUAUUUGGCUUAAAAAUUUAAGGUUUUACAUUUUGAAUACUUUCUUUUAUUUCAAUGCAUACCAAGCGAGGCAAAAGACAUAGAUAAUUGCAAAUUGUCCUAUUACGGGCGCAGUAGGCAAUUGAAAAGGCCAAAGUUACGGUAUAGACAUAGUGCGGCGCAUAAAAAUACAGCAGUUGCGCUGGCUUGGAUCUAUCGCCCGAAUGUAAGAAAAAACGAAAAAUGUACGACACCGAACCCACUGGUAGCCGACAAAGAAAAUGACGACCGAAACUCAGGUGGAGGAUCAAGUGGAUAUGGACCUGACGAAGCUUGAAAUCCCCAACUGGCGCCGUUGUGCGCAAUACAGAGAAGACUGGCGAAGGCUUGUAGUGCCAAUGGAUGAUGUUCUGAAAGUGAUGGCAUCAACACACAUGUUCAUUUCUGAUUGCACUCAUAUUUAAAAAAGCAAUUUCUAGUUAUUUAACGAAGGUUAUUUGUUUGUUCUUGGACAAUUAAUUUUUGCCAGUCGUUAUAAGGCAAAAGUUUGUCAAAAAAAUUUUUAAUUUUUUUUCGUUGGUUCAAAAAUGGCAUCCAUGUACUAUCGAAAUAUUUCAGUUUAUUGACUUUAAAUUAACCAAUAAUUAGUAACUGUCCACGGCAAGAGUAUUUUUUAUACGUACAUUUUUAUUAAAAAUAAUUAAAACGCCCUGUUUUCAACCUCUGAAACCCACCUAACCUCCUUUACAAAGGAAUGAAAAGUUAUUAAUAUUAUAGAUAUUAUUAACGCUAUAAGGUCUUAAUGAAGACAACGACUGUAGCUGUUGAGAAGGGGAAUUUCGGAUAUCCAUUCGCAAAGCU
Molecule: messenger RNA, 8670 nt
Organism: Zeugodacus cucurbitae (melon fly)
Lineage: Eukaryota; Metazoa; Arthropoda; Insecta; Diptera; Tephritidae
Product: tigger transposable element-derived protein 1-like
Exons: 2
Cellular component (GO): nucleus
Molecular function (GO): DNA binding
Source: RefSeq, a predicted model, not a curated record